Molecule: messenger RNA, 1219 nt
Organism: Amaranthus tricolor (Joseph's coat)
Lineage: Eukaryota; Viridiplantae; Streptophyta; Magnoliopsida; Caryophyllales; Amaranthaceae
Product: pathogenesis-related thaumatin-like protein 3.5
Exons: 3
Coding region: 72-950 (292 amino acids)
Biological process (GO): defense response
Cellular component (GO): extracellular region
Source: RefSeq, a predicted model, not a curated record
CAAAUACAUUAAACCAAACUUACAAACUCUAAAUGAAAAACAACAUACUUUAAUCAUCUCUCUAUACUACCAUGGAAACAAAACCAACUACUUCACUAUUUUUAUGUUGUGUCUUUAUCUUCUUACUUAUUUCUCAAGAAGGAUGGAGAAAAGCUGAAGCAGAAAGAGUAUUCACGAUCACAAACCACUGCCAAGAGACAAUAUGGCCAGCUGUUACUCCCGGAGCGAGCUUUGGGGGAGGAGGCUUCGUCUUAAAGCCGGGUCAGUCUAUGGUAUUCAACGCACCGAUAGGAUGGUCUGGUCGCAUAUGGGGUCGAACAGGAUGUAAUUUUGACCGAACUGGAAACGGCAAGUGCCUCACUGGGGCAUGUGGCACAUCCCUCCAAUGCUCAGGCGGUGGUGAGACCCCUGCAUCCUUAGCAGAGUUCACCCUCGCAAAACUCGACUUCUACGAUGUAAGCCUUGUAGACGGCUUCAACCUUCCUAUAACAAUAAAGCCAUUGAACGGCCAAGGAAAUUGUUCGGUUGCUGGGUGCGACCAGGACCUUAGAAAGAACUGCCCGAAAGAGCUGGCAGUUAAAACUGCUAGCCACGGAGGAAAAACAGUUGCAUGCAGAAGUGCAUGCGACGUUUUUAAUACAGACGAGUAUUGUUGUAGGGGACAAUAUGGGAAUCCUUCGUUAUGUCAUCCCACCUAUUAUUCCAAGUUAUUUAAGCAAGCCUGCCCUACUUCUUAUAGUUAUGCUUAUGAUGAUCCUACCAGUAUCUUCACUUGUACCGCUGCUGAUUAUGUCAUCACAUUCUGCUCUUCCAGGUCUCAAACAGUGUGCACAUAUCAUCACAACAAAUUAAUAUGCAGCGGAUCCACGGGGUUGAAAUUAAUGCUCAAAACAUGGUGGUCUGUCACAUUCGCAUUAGUAUCGCUAUUAACUUUGAGUAAUUACAUGUAAAAGCUUCCAUGUUUUUGUUGUAGAGGAGAAUAAAAGGUUUCUAAUAUCCAUUGACAUCAAGUAUUGAGAACUUAUAAAUGGGAGAUUCAGUUUAUCCUCAUCCAUGUAUAUAGAGAUAUGCUUCUCGAUCAUCUUAAUUAAUUUUUUGUUCAUAGUCAUAUUUUCACAUGCUGUCAGAAAUUCAGACAGGGUAUAUUAUCAUUAUAAGUUGCAAUCAUUUGAAAAAUGAUCAACUUUAAACAUAUUAAGUCAAAAUUUGCAAUCAUUGG